Suncus etruscus (white-toothed pygmy shrew) is the source of this 1616-nucleotide messenger RNA. It is a transcript of the gene METTL8, whose product is annotated as methyltransferase 8, methylcytidine. Lineage: Eukaryota; Metazoa; Chordata; Mammalia; Eulipotyphla; Soricidae. The coding region runs from base 180 to 1346 and encodes 388 amino acids. The transcript has 10 exons. The record is from RefSeq and is a predicted model, not a curated record. Gene Ontology annotation, molecular function: tRNA (cytidine-N3)-methyltransferase activity.
GGCGCUGUGCUGCCGCUUAGCAUUCUCGGCUCCUGUUGUGCUUUUCGGGUGCUUUGCUUCCCCAUCUCCCCCCAAGACUCUCAAACCCCCUUCCUUUCUACUCUGGCCGGCCCGAAAAGGUGCGGUCUCGAGUGUCACCUCACCCAAAGCAGCGUCCAGUGCGAAAGGCACUGGUGAAGAUGAAUGUGGUUUGGAGAAAUGCUAUUUCCUGUCUAAGGAUAAAAGAAGUGCCACAGAAAUACCAAAGUAGUUGCCACCCUGUGGCCCCUCUGGGAUCAAGAAUUUUAAGAGACCCAGCCAAAGUGUUUGAACACAACAUGUGGGAUCACAUACAGUGGUCAAAAGAAGAAGCAGCAGCAGCCCAAAAAGAGGUGGCAGAAAACUCAGCAGUGCGAGUUCUUCUGGAAGAACAAGUUAAAUAUGAACGUGAAGCUAGUAAAUAUUGGGAUACGUUUUAUAAGAUUCACAAGGAUAAAUUUUUCAAGGAUCGCAACUGGCUGUUGAGAGAAUUUCCUGAAAUUCUCCCAGUUGAACAAAACACUGAAGAGAAGAAGACAAGAGAGUUGAGAUGCGAUUGUGUCAAAAUUAAUUCUGCAGAUUGCUUUUAUGGAAUGAACUGUAAGAACAGUUCAGUCACUACAGGUGCUCAAAGCAAAGCAAGCACUAAUAUUUUCAGCCUAGCCCUAGACGAUAAAGAACACAGAAGAGAACCACGGAGAGCAGAACUGUUUCCUGGCAGCAAGGCCACUUUCAGAAUCCUGGAGGUUGGCUGUGGUGCUGGAAAUAGUGUCUUUCCAAUUCUAAACACUUUGCAGAAUGUUCCAGAGUGCUUUCUUUAUUGUUGUGAUUUUGCUUCUGGAGCUGUGGAACUAGUAAAGUCUCACUCGUCCUAUAGAGCAGCUCAGUGCUAUGCCUUCGUUCAUGAUGUCUGUGAUGACGGCUUACCCUAUCCUUUUCCAGAUGGGACCCUGGAUGUCAUCCUUCUUGUCUUUGUACUCUCUUCUAUUCAUCCUGACAGGAUGCGAGGUGUUAUAAACCGACUGAGUAAGUUAUUGAAACCUGGAGGAAUGCUGUUAUUUCGAGACUAUGGAAGAUAUGAUAAAACUCAACUUCGUUUUAAAAGCGGACACUGUUUAUCUGAAAAUUUUUAUGUUCGAGGAGAUGGCACCAGAGUAUAUUUUUUUACAAAAGAGGAAGUCCACAGUCUGUUCUGCAAGGCUGGUUUAGAAGAGAAGCAAAAUCUGGUUGAUCGUCGAUUACAAGUUAAUAGGAAAAAGCAAGUGAAAAUGUACCGAGUGUGGGUUCAAGGCAAAUUCCAAAAACCAUUACAUAUACUGACAAGUUAAAAGGAAAAAAUAGUGAAACUAACACCAACUGUGAGUUCAAGGCAAGCUCCUGAAAUCAUUAACCUUGACUUAGAAAAGGACCAAAUUCCCAUUUUUCUUCUUUCUCAUGGUUAAACUGUUUCAUGUUAAGAUGCAGACCAGAGGACUUCAUAACUCAAAGAUUUCUCUUAAUUUUACACUUUUGAAGUGUCAGAAGAAGAGAAUUUAUAUCUAUCGUAGCUAAGCUCUUUUGUAUGUAUGAUUUAAUAUAGUCAAACUUGUUUGAACUUA